This is a messenger RNA of Antrostomus carolinensis (chuck-will's-widow), 774 nucleotides long. It is a transcript of the gene SYNPO, whose product is annotated as synaptopodin. The record is from RefSeq and is a predicted model, not a curated record. The annotation marks the transcript as partial. NCBI's taxonomy places the organism in Eukaryota, Metazoa, Chordata, Aves, Caprimulgiformes, Caprimulgidae. Gene Ontology annotation, cellular component: nucleus; spine apparatus; actin cytoskeleton. The transcript is spliced from 2 exons. Gene Ontology annotation, molecular function: actin binding. Gene Ontology annotation, biological process: spine apparatus assembly; positive regulation of actin filament bundle assembly; modification of dendritic spine.
GAGAAGCCAAAGCUGGGCCCCAACCCUGACCUGCUGGAUCUGGUCCAGAGCGUGGACAGCAGGAAGAAGCAGAAGGAGCAAGGGGAGCCUGGUGCCGAGGAGGAGCCCUUUGCCCUCGGGGCUGAAGCUGCCAACUUUGUCCCCAACAGCACGGCCAGGGGCGGGCAGCACCUCCCGCCGGCUGACGAUGCUCCGGCGUGGUCCUCCUGCCUCAAGUCCCCCACCAUCCAGCCCAAGCCAAAGCCACAGCCCAGCCACAACCUCAGCGAAGCCAGAGGGAAGGGAGCCGAGCUCUUCGCCCGCCGGCAGUCCAGGAUGGAGAAGUUCAUCAUCGAGGCUCCCUCCCAGCCUGAGCUGCUGCGGUGCCCAUCACCCACCAUGUCCCUGCCUCCCUCCUGGAAGUAUGACACCAACGCUUGCCUGUCACCCAUGGUCUCCAGACACCCCUCCAAGAGUCCCUCCAGGCCCUCCAAAACCCCCCCAGCAUCACUGUACAGCGGCAACCUGAUGGAGAAUGAGGUCUCCCAGAAGGAGCUAGAGAUCUCCAAGCACCAGCCCUACCAGCUCCAGUCUUCACUCUUCAUCCUCUCUCCAUCCAAGGGGCCAGCAAGCCACGCUGGUCCCGGAGCCCCGACCGAGGUGCUGCUGGGGUCCCCGUGCCGCCUGCUGCCGCCCCGAGUGAAGGGGGGCUUCCAGGCACCCCGGCCCUCCUACUCCACCAGGAACGCCGGCAUCGAGCCGCAGGUGUGGAAACCUUCUUUUUACUACAAAUAG